This is a messenger RNA of Quercus robur (English oak), 1395 nucleotides long. RefSeq names its product beta-glucosidase 11-like. Gene Ontology annotation, molecular function: beta-glucosidase activity. Lineage: Eukaryota; Viridiplantae; Streptophyta; Magnoliopsida; Fagales; Fagaceae. Bases 16 to 1236 code for a protein of 406 amino acids. The transcript has 9 exons. Gene Ontology annotation, biological process: carbohydrate metabolic process. The record is from RefSeq and is a predicted model, not a curated record.
GAUGAUGUCCAACUUAUGGUGGACACUGGUUUAGAAGCCUAUAGAUUUUCCAUCUCAUGGUCCAGACUUAUUCCAAAUGGAAGAGGACCUGUUAAUCCAAAGGGUCUACAGUACUACAACAAUCUUAUCAAUGAACUAAUCAGCAAUGGAAUCCAACCUCAUGUUACAUUACACCACAGUGAUCUCCCACAGGCACUGGAAGACGAGUAUAGAGGAUGGCUUAAUCGAAAUAUUGUGUAUGACUUCACGGCAUAUGCUGAUGUCUGCUUCAGGAAGUUUGGUGAUAGAGUGUUACAUUGGACUACCAUGAAUGAGGGAAAUGUGUUUGCUGUUGGGGGUUACAACAAUGGAAGUCUACCACCUCAGCAUUGUUCUCUUCCGUUUGGAGUUAACUGCACCAGAGGCAACUCCUCAACUGAGCCAUACUUGGCAAGUCAUAAUAUCUUAUUGGCGCACACAUCAGCUGCUAGAUUGUAUAAGGAAAAGUACCAGGACAAGCAGCAUGGAUUUAUAGGAAUCAAUCUUCUUGCUUUCUGGUUUAUUCCUCUAACAAACAAAACUGAAGAUGCAAUUGCCACUCAAAGAGCCAAGGACUUCCUGAUUGGCUAUGAUGAUCUGCUUGGCAUUGCAGGCUCAAGACUUCCAGUCUUCACCAAUCUUGAAUCAAAUCAGGUUAAGGGUUCAUUUGACUUGCUAGGAUUAAAUUACUACUUUGGGUUGUACAUCAAGGACAAUUCCAGCAAACUAAGCAUGGAGGUCAGAGACUUUUUUACAGACAUGGCAAUAGAGGUCUCAGCUUGUUUGACUCAGUUUCCAAUUGUGCCUUCGGCUUUGCAAGAACUGUUGCAGUAUUUCAAGCAAGCUUAUGGAAAUCCUCCUAUUUACAUUCACGAGAGCGGUCAGAGAACACGACGCAUUUCAUCAUUGGAAGAUGAGCAAAGGGUGAACUACUUGCAUGGACAUAUUGGGGCUUUGCUUGAUGCACUGAGGAAUGGAUCAAAUGCAAGAGGCUAUUUUCAAUGGGCCCUCUUGGAUGUAUUAGAAUUGUUGGAUGGCUAUGUAUCAAGCUAUCGCCUUUACUACGUAGACUUGGAUGACCCAGAUUUAAAAAGGCAACCAAAGCUUUCUGCUCACUGGUACUCCCAUUUCUUGAAAAGCAAAGGUGUCAGCUCAGAUGGGUUUCUCAAACUCGAGAAGAAUUUGACUGCACUUUCCCAUGAUCACUUCUCUCAGUAGAUCCUGUCAUUCAUCGAUGCAUAUUUACACGAUGGUCCACGUGGUGUGUUCUGUUUUUUGUUUUCUGGAAGUAUAUUUUUUACUAGAAUGCUAAUUUACUGCCUUUGUUUUUGUAUUUUUUAAUCAAAACAUAUAAUACAAAUAUACAAUAUCCUUUAA